This is a messenger RNA of Apus apus (common swift), 1423 nucleotides long. RefSeq names its product MANSC domain containing 4 (gene MANSC4). Lineage: Eukaryota; Metazoa; Chordata; Aves; Apodiformes; Apodidae. The transcript is spliced from 3 exons. The coding region runs from base 1 to 1053 and encodes 350 amino acids. The record is from RefSeq and is a predicted model, not a curated record.
AUGGUUCUGCUGGUGGCAAUAGCACAAGUGCUGCUGGUCCUGGGUUUGUCUGUGGAGUCAGAUUCUCUCUGCUCACCCACUACCUUUUACAAAAACUGCUGGAUCCGACGCUUCCCAGGUCUUCUGAUUGACCUGCAGGAAUCACAGAAGAGGGGAGCCCAGGUGCUGAAGAUCUAUGCAGAAGUCUCACCCCAGCAGUGCAGCAGAACCUGCUGUCUUCUGAGGAAUGUUUCCUGCAAUCUAGCAGUGUUCUACCAUGUAGCUCUUUAUGAGAAUAUGAAUUGCCUGCACGUGUCUUGCCCAGCGUUGGAAAGUUGCAUACUAAAGGCUAGAAUCAAUGUAACUUUGUACAACAUCACAACAGGGAUGGAUCCAGAUCUUCUUAUUUUUGAAAAACUGACAUCCAGAGAGCCAAAUACUUUCUCCUCACUGAAUAAAUAUGAAAACCAAAACAGCACAAAGGCCACUGAGUGGGAAAGAUGCCAGCGUCAUAACACCACAUCAAGUUCUCUUUUGCUCCAAGCUCCAUCUUCUACCACUAGCCACAGCUUAACAUCAAACACUUACACCUCCAGUACAAGCCUGAUUACACAAAAACCUGAAGUUACUGCAUAUUCCAGGGCAGAAACUUUUCCACUGGAUGAUCAUUUUGCUGAGAGGACAAGCACAGCUUCAGUAAGCACUAGGUCAAUCACCAGCUCAGACAAGAAGACGAAGACUGUGCACUCAACGUUGAUAUCCAAGUCUGCUGAGGACUUAUCCCACAUGCCCACUCCUCCUCGUCAGAACAGCAGUAAGCAACACUUAAAUGAAACCAAAGGCUACAGUGGUAGGAAUUAUACUUCAGAUAACGAGGCAUCUGGUUGGGAACCUGCAGCUUUGGGUGUCUGGUUGAUUCCUGUUGUUCUUUGCUCUUCUCUCAUCUUCCUUUGCUGCUGUACUGUUGCUUUCACAGCAGGGCGCUGCAGAAAUAGGAGAGGUCAGUAUAAGCCCAUAAGAAGAACAACGUCAAGACAAUUCAUAAAAUAUACCACUGUCAAAGGUAAUCUCUAAAAUACUGCAACCAUCCUUGUUUUGGAAAUGAAUUGUAUAUACCAGCUUAAUUUUUUUACAUUUUACAAAACCAAAGACAGCUUUUUUCACUGAUGGUUUCAGAAUCUUUCGGUUGUAAUUUAAUUCUCAACAGAUGAAGCAAAAUUCCCCUGCCUCCUUAUGUCAGAAAUGAACACUCAACUCCCGCUGCAAGCUCAGAGGUGCUCAAGCACCUUGUCAUUCAUCAUCUGACCCAGACUAAUGCCUAAUACACACUAUACACAGUUUCCCUAACUUAAAGAAAGCAGAUUCACUACAGCUGCAUGUAUCCUUUCCUCUGACCUUGAACUAACCAAAGAAAAUAAAAAGCAAUCAGUAAAACUGACUGAAG